AUGAAACUUACACAAGAAGAUAUACUUUCCAGAACUCAUGAAAAUAUGAAAAAAAUGGUUAGCGCUGAACAAGGAAAGGAGUAUUCUGUACAUUACGUCAAAAAUGCCUUCUGGAAAUUUCCAAAUCUGAAUAUUUACGAAGCAUGCAUUUCCGACCGUAUGCAUUAUAUCGACCUUAGACUUUUUAAAUAUCAACUGGAGUUUACGCAGGAAAUCUUAAAAAAGGUCAGAGGGUUGGAAUUACAGAAGAUUUUUGAUGAACGCCUUCGACAAAUUCCAUGUUUUUCAGGCCUUAAAUUGUUAAGUAAAGUAAGUCAACUAAAAGUAAUGACAGCAUCAGACUAUCGUCAUAUUAUGAAGAUAGUGAUUUUUGCUUUAGAUGAAAUUUUCAGCGAAGAAAAUGAAAUAACUUGUAAAGAACUUUGUGAACUUUACACGAAGUUUAAUAAAAUGUAUACUAUGAGCAGACAAGAAUCAUAUACCGAAAAUGAACUGAAUAUCUUUGAACAAUCAUUGAUUGGUGCAUAG
Rhizophagus irregularis DAOM 181602=DAOM 197198 is the source of this 528-nucleotide messenger RNA. The record is from RefSeq and is a predicted model, not a curated record. NCBI's taxonomy places the organism in Eukaryota, Fungi, Glomeromycota, Glomeromycetes, Glomerales, Glomeraceae.